ACACACACAAAACCACACACAAACACACACACAAAAACAAAAAUGAUUAUCAACAAAAAAACACAAAUUUCCAUCACGAUCACCGUCGCAUUCUUCUUGAUCGACUCAUCUUCUGCAACUCUCAGCUAUAAUGUGAAGAGUUUCGGAGCAAAAUCCAACGGAAAAUCCGACUGCACAAAGGCUUUCCUCAGUGCGUGGGGCGCCGCCUGCGCCGCCGCGCAACCUGCCGAGAUCCACGUGCCGGCGGGGCGGUAUCGGCUGCGGAAUGUAGUGUUUUCCGGCAAGUCGUGCAAGAACACGGCAAUCACUAUUAGCAUCGAUGGCACUCUCGUAGCUCCGAGUAACUACAGCGUGAUCGGGAAUUCCGGCAGCUGGUUGAAGUUUGAGAGGGUCACCGGAGUUUCCAUAUACGGCGGAACCCUAGACGGUCGAGGGGCGGCGCUGUGGGCCUGCAAGAACUCCGGCCACAAUUGUCCCAAGGGAGCCACGACUUUAGCAUUCUACAACUCAAACAACAUAAGUAUCAAUGCACUAUCAUCCUUAAACAGUCAAAUGUUCCACAUUCUCAUUUAUGGAUGUCACAAUGUCAAUCUCAUGAACGUGAAAAUAUCCGCCGACGGAAACAGCCCCAACACCGACGGAAUUCACAUCGAGCAAUCAUCGGCCGUCGCUAUUUUAGGCUCACGCAUCGGCACCGGUGACGAUUGUGUCUCGAUCGGCCCCGGCGCUUCCGACUUGUUGAUCGAAAACCUCUUUUGUGGGCCCGGUCACGGGAUAAGUAUAGGGAGUCUAGGUUGGAAUUUGCAAGAGGCGGGAGUGCAGAAUGUGACAAUCAAAACGGCGACGUUUAGGGGGACUCAAAAUGGUUUGAGAAUAAAGACGUGGGCAAGGCCUAGCAAUGGAUUUGUUAAAGACGUUUAUUUUCAACACAUUGUGAUUGAUAAUGCCAAAUAUCCAAUUAUUAUUGAUCAAAAUUAUUGUCCCGACCACAAUAAUUGUCCUAGCCAGGAUUCAGGCGUGAAAAUUAGCAAUGUGAGAUAUGAAGAUGUACAUGGGACAUCUGCAACACAAAUUGCAGUGAAAUUUGACUGCAGUAAAACCAAUCCAUGCAGUGAAAUAACUCUAGACGGAGUUAAUCUCACCUUCAAAGAUAAUCCGGCAAAUGCAACGGCAUCCUGCGAGAACGCCGGAGGAACGGCAAACGACGUUGUCGAGCCCACGAGUUGCUUAAAUGAAGAAAGAUGACAAGGAAGUUCAAAGAUAGGAUGAUGUUAGAUUAUUGGUUAGAUUAAUUAACAAGUUUUAAGUUUAGAAUAGAAAGAGAC
Molecule: messenger RNA, 1325 nt
Organism: Salvia miltiorrhiza (redroot sage)
Lineage: Eukaryota; Viridiplantae; Streptophyta; Magnoliopsida; Lamiales; Lamiaceae
Product: polygalacturonase-like
Exons: 4
Coding region: 43-1245 (400 amino acids)
Biological process (GO): carbohydrate metabolic process
Molecular function (GO): polygalacturonase activity
Source: RefSeq, a predicted model, not a curated record